CUCGAAGCAACAUCUCUGCGGUAGCUGCAACGGCGUGAAGCUGUAGCGAUGAGGCUGCUGGUUUUGCUCACGCUUCUUGUAGCAGCGUAUGGUUUAUCGUCUCGGUUUUGGCACUCUUUUAAGCUCGCUCAUGGAAAGAUAUACAAAAGCAUCGCUGAAGAACGGUUCCGUAAAAAUGUAUAUGUUGAAAACAAGAUGAAAAUUGACGAGCACAACAAGAGGUAUGAACAAGGCCUGGUCUCAUAUAAAUUAAGUAUGAACCAUUUUGGAGAUUUAACCAAUGAGGAGUUCCGAUUAAUGAUGAAUCGUCUCGACGUCAGAAAACCUCAACUCAGCUUCUUCACGUACUUCGAGACCAAGAACAUAACGUUGCCCGAAUCGGUCGACUGGAGGGAGAGAGGAGCCGUCACUCCCGUAAAGGAUCAGGGGAAGUGUGGUGCUUGCUGGUCCUUCAGCUCGACAGGCGCCCUCGAAGCGCAGCACUUUCUGAAGACAGGACGACUGAUUCCACUGAGCGAACAAAACCUCAUCGACUGCUCCGAAGAAUAUGGUAACGACGGUUGUGAUGGAGGUCUGAUGGACUUCGCUUUUCAAUAUGUUGUGGAUAACAACGGCAUAGACACCGAGAAUUCAUACCCAUACGAGGGACCGGUGGCAGAUUGUAGAUAUAAUACGACAAGUGUUGGGACAUCAGCAACUGGCUACGUGAUCAUCCCGGAAGGUGACGAGAGAGCUCUGGAAGAAGCAGUGGCCACGAUAGGGCCAAUAUCAGCAGGAGUGGACGCCAGUCAUACUUCCUUCCAGUUCUAUUCCGGAGGAUUGUACCAUGAAAAGUACUGCACCCAAUCUGUGGAUCACGCAGUGCUUGUGGUUGGCUAUGGGACGGACGAGAAAGGACAGGAAUACUGGAUAAUAAAGAACUCCUGGAACGCAACAUGGGGAGAGGGAGGCUACAUCCGGCUGGCCAGGAACCAGGGCAAUCAUUGUGGAGUUACCAACAGGGCCAGUUACCCUCUGCUAUAGGAGUUUCCAUUUUGAAAAAAUAAAAUUGGCAAUUGUUUUUAUUUUGUAAUAUAAAUAUUUGCAAAUAUUACGGUAACUAUUACAUAUGCUUACUAUAUUCCAUUGGCAUAAGGAAAAUCCCUAAAAAUAUCUCUUUUUUUAUGGGUGGUAUGUGAUAGAUCCUAAUUACUUUUUUGAUAGAAAAAGAAAUCCUCUGUUGAACAAAUCCGAUACUUAGGAGUCUACCUGAGAAUACAUCUAGCUUAGAAUCGUCAUUAAAGGCUGAAACCAGAAAUCGCUCGAUUUUUUCGGCUACAUCCGUACUUACAAGAUAAAUAUUCUUAGCUUCCAAUUAAUUAUAAGUCUCAUAUACAAGAAUAUAAUAAGGACUAUUUGGACUUACAGAGUUGAGCUGGGCCACACUAAACCAUUAAAUCCCUCUCGUUUUCAAUCCUUGGCAACUAAAAUUCGUCGUAAAAUCCUUAGUGCUCCUGAAGAUUCCACUCUUUCACGAAUAAAACUCUCCAAGACGACCUCAAUGUCCUAUGUAUCUCCAAUUUGUCAUAAUCCAGACAGCUAUCCUUUCAUAAUAAACAUCAGAACAAUCCGAACUCUUUCGUUUCUAAUCCCGAACAACCCUCCGAGACGUCUGAUAGAAGAUGAUCUCGUGAUUUCCUAAUGUAGAAACUAUAUCAGAGUACUGUUAAUAAGUACUUUCUCUACAAGCCUAUUCAUGACAUAAUAUUUUUAUCUUCACAUUUACUAGAUUUAUUUUUAUUUAAUAUAGUUGUCAAUUUCAUAAAUAAAAUUUAAAAAAUAAUUUGUCUACUAUUAAGUAACCAGUGAUGUUGAUUUAUUCACCAGAUGUAUAUUACAAAUUCUAUUUAUACUAAAAUCCAAACACUGCAUAACCCUUAAUCCACAAAGUAAAAGCUUUUAAAUACAAAAAUUAAAAUUAUUCAUGAGACGAUAAAUCGAUUAUAUCUUAUUUUAUGUAUCAGAUUUUUCUUUAAAUUUUUUCUGCAUGUUUAUGGCAAAGAUAUAAUAUGAUAAAUAACUUUUUGGGUUUGAAUUUUCGAAUAUUUGCGAUGUUAUGAUUGACCAAAAAUUUUCAAAACCGCACUUCGUUUCAGCUACAUACUUAAUAA
Molecule: messenger RNA, 2150 nt
Organism: Nezara viridula (southern green stink bug)
Lineage: Eukaryota; Metazoa; Arthropoda; Insecta; Hemiptera; Pentatomidae
Source: the annotation of a GenBank genome assembly